AUGAACGUAUCUGCUCUCUUGACUUCUGCUGGUAUCAAUACGGCCGUAUGUGUGGGUUUAUUUUCUUUGUACUCUGUCCUAAGGAAACAACCGAGCCUUGUGAGUGUGUAUUUUGGGCAGAAACUUGCUCAAGCAGAUUCAAGACGCCAUGAUCCCUUUUGGUUUGGGAGGCUUAUUCCUUCUGCUAGUUGGAUAGUGAAGGCAUGGGAAGCCUCCGAGGAUGAAUUGUGUGCCACUGGGGGGGUGGAUGCUGUGGUAUUCAUGCGUGCAGUCGUUUUCAGCAUUAGAGUAUUCACUGUUGCUGCUAUUGUAUGCCUGUUUCUUGUUCUUCCACUUAAUUAUUUUGGGAAAGAUAUGGAUCACAAGCAAAUUCCAGAUGAACAGUUGACCGUAUUCACCAUUGGGAAUGUCAAUGAAGGAUCAAAAUGGCUUUGGGCACAUUGUCUUGCAUUGUACAUCAUAACUUGCUGCGCUUGUAUCCUUCUUUACUUUGAAUACAAGAAUAUCACAAAAAUGAGAUUGGCACAUAUCACAGCUUCUCAUUCUAAUCCAAGUCACUUCACAGUAAUUGUUCGUGCUAUUCCAUGGGUUCAUGAAGAAUCAUACAGUGAUACUGUGACCAAAUUCUUUACGGAUUUCUAUUCUUCAAGCUACUUAUCGCAUCAAAUGAUUUAUCACUCUGGUGCAGUCCAGAAAUUGAUGAGUGAUGCAGAAAAGAUGUAUAAGAUGCUCAAGGCCCCCCACAGGGAACAGUAUUGUGGAUCACGUUUCAUGAGAUGUGGCUUUUGCGGAAGCACUCCAACAUCUUUUAAGGUCCUUUCAGAAGACCGCACAAGCCCUAGAAGAGUUAGCAUCUUUGAUGGUACAGAUAUGAGGAAAAAGGAGUGUGGAGCAGCUAUGGUUUUCUUCAGGACUCGUUAUGCUGCGUUGGUUGCUUCAGAGGCUCUUCAGUCAACAAAUGCAAUGUCAUGGGUGACAGACUCUGCUCCAGAACCAUGUGACAUUUUUUGGUCAAAUUUAUGUGUACCAUAUCGACUCCUUUGGAUCCGCAGGAUUGCAGUUAUUGUGGCCUCGAUUUUUUUCGUGACCUUCUUCCUUUUUCCUGUGGUCUUUACACAAAGUCUUGUUCAUCUCGAUAAACUUAAGAAGAUAUUUCCAUUCUUGAAGGAAGUUGUACAGAGGAAGAUAUUGGAACAGCUUAUCAGUGGAUAUCUGCCUAGUGUUGUAUUCAUCAUCUUCCUAUACAUUGUCCCACCUUUAAUGAUGUUAUUCUCUACAUUGGAGGGUGCCAUAUCUCGUAGCGGCCGGAAAAGAAGUACAUGCGUUAAAGUGAUAUACUUUGUCAUAUGGAAUGUAUUCUUUGCAAAUAUUCUAACAGAAGCUGCUAUAGACCAUUAUCAAGUUUCAAUUACCAAGUUGGGAGAUACAAAACAUAUACCAAAUUUGCUAGCCAAAGCUGUCCCAGCAACGGCAACCUUUUUCAUGACUUAUGUCCUUACAUCAGGGUGGGCAAGCUUGUCUGUCGAACUCAUUCAGCCAUUUCCUCUUCUUUGCAACUUGUUUUAUAGAUAUGUUCUUCAAAAUAAGGAUGAUACAUCUUACGGCACCUAUACUUUCCCUUACCACACAGAAGUUCCCAGAGUUCUUCUGUUUGGUCUGCUGGGUUUCACUUGCUCCAUACUUGCACCUCUAAUAUUGCCCUUCUUGUUGGUAUACUUUGUCCUUGCAUUUCUAGUCUACCGCAAUCAGUUGCUCAACGUAUACGUAACUGAGUACGAAAGUGUGGGGCUGUAUUGGCCUAUCGUGCACAACACGACCAUAUUCUCUCUAGUGCUGACCCAAAUAAUAGCUUUAGGCGUGUUUGGUCUCAAGAAGUCGCCAGUUGCAUCGGCCUUCACUUUUCCACUCAUCAUUUGUACUCUCCUCUUCCACGAGUAUUGCAGGCAAAGAUUCCACCCCGUCUUUAAAAAGAUUCCAGCAACGGUUGCUAUUGAAAUGGACCGUAAUGACGAACAGUCUGGAAGAGUGGAUGAGAUUCACCAGAAACUGCAAUCUGCUUAUUCUCAGUUCAGGCCAAAGUCCCAAACUUCAAACACGACUGUAGAACCAAAUAAUAAUACCGAGUCCAUAUCAGUCACGGUAUCUGUUGGCACCGAGAGAGAUGAUUCUUCCAGGCUUGAAGAUGUUGAGAGCAUUACACCAGGAAAGACAACCAUUGAACAAUUGAGCCGUGGUCCUAAAACGCCUAGUUGGAGUUAG
Striga hermonthica is the source of this 2259-nucleotide messenger RNA. The record is from the annotation of a GenBank genome assembly. NCBI's taxonomy places the organism in Eukaryota, Viridiplantae, Streptophyta, Magnoliopsida, Lamiales, Orobanchaceae.